Molecule: messenger RNA, 2922 nt
Organism: Artibeus jamaicensis (Jamaican fruit-eating bat)
Lineage: Eukaryota; Metazoa; Chordata; Mammalia; Chiroptera; Phyllostomidae
Exons: 1
Coding region: 1-2922 (973 amino acids)
Source: RefSeq, a predicted model, not a curated record
AUGAGCCCAUCCCACGCCAAGGGAGGGGCAAAACGCCGUAAGAACAAGCGGGGCGGUGGAGGUGGGGACCGCGGCCGAAAGAGUAGCGGGAGAGACCGCCCGGAGGCGGAGCCAUGCGGCUCCCAGGACACCACCAUUACGGUGACCGUUGCUGCUGACGCGGCUGCGGCAGCAGCAAGCGGGCCCUUCGUUGAGGAUGUAUAUGCGGGCGGCGCAGCCCGUUUCAGCUUGGGCGAGACUCAAGGAACUCUGUCUUACCCCGUAGGCGUUUUCUGUGCCCUUUGUAGAAUCGAGCGGAAAGACAGUGCAGUCGUACAGAGUGAAUUGGCUGCCGAGGGCGACAGCGUGUCGCACCAAACUGAGUGGAUGUGCCCAACCUGCCAGUGGGCUUUGCAGAACUAUGGCAUUUCCAGUGACCUUGACCAGGCAGCACAGGGCGUAGACUUCCCCAGCCAUGGUCAUCUCGGCGGGUUCCUGGCAGAGGCAGAGGGCGGGAUGCUGGCCGAGGGGGGCCAGCUACCUCUCUUGGACACGGCGAGUGCCCACCAGGCUAGCUGUGAGCGCCAGGUCUCGCCAGAGACGUAUCUAGAGUCACGGCAGCAACGACUCUACUGGUCAGAAGUGCGCUUCGUGGUCCGCUUCACAUAUCACCAGGCAGGGACCGCGCUGGUGCCCAACUUGAGCAGGGUAAAAGAGCGUGUGGAUAAGCUCUGCAAUUUAGACCCCUCACAGCUGUACCAGCGGUUGGAUCAUGUAGCACGAGAUUUUGUGCUGGACAUGAAGAUCCGCCUCCUUCAGCCACUGUGGGCCCAGCCAGGACCACCAAACUGCCUGGAGAGCCCCCUGCAGGCCCAGCAGUUCAUCUCUCGCCUUAUCAAAGAGUAUGGUGCCCUCUGCCAAGCCGCGCGCACCAUCAGCACCUUCCUCAUCACUCUAGAAAUUAAGCAUUUGAGUCUUUUCCAGGUGACUUGGGAACUGCAUAAUAAACACCUGUUUGAAAAUCUGAUUUUUUCGGAUCAUACUCUUCAGAGCAACUUGCCAGCACUGAUAUCACAAAUCAGGCUGGGAGCCACAACAAAUGACACCUGCAGCCAGGGCACAUAUAGCACCUUGCUGCUCCACUACCAGGGCUUGGAGGAAGAGCUGCACAGAGUAGCCAGAAAGUGGGUGCAGUGCCAGAGGAGGGUCAGCACCUUCAUCCUUGAGAAGAUGACACUGAAAAGUAAGAUAAAAAGAACCUUGAGGCGUUUUAAACAAACGCAGUUACUUGGUGAGCACAUAGGCAGUACAGGAGCAGACCUAUAUAGUGGGAACUUGGCAGAAGCCUUGAGGCACAUGCCACCAUCAGCAUCCCCGGACAUGCCUGACUGCCUCGGCCCGGAAAGGUGUACCAUCUACAACUGCAACCACUCACAGUUUCUCACACGUGGCCUUGAGGAGCCUCACAGACCCAGCACCAUGCAUGGCCAUCAGCUGCCACGCCAAGUGCGUUCCCUUCCUGACUGUCUCUUUGAGAGUCGCCUCACUGGUGUGUCAUUGGCAAGCUCAGGGUCAGAUUCCAGCUCUCCAAUUAUAACCCAGCAGCAAUCCAGACCUAUCCGCCUAGAUGAGGGCUCUACACCAAGUUUUUGCAGUGACAGUGAUGUGGCUUCACUGUCAGAUAGAUUCGCUGAUAUUUAUCUGGUGAAUACUGAUGAUAUUGAAGUGGUGCCCUGCAAUGAUGACAAUACCGAGAUUGUGACCAAUGUGAGGUCUGAUGCCCGGGGGAACCCCGAGGGCCACCUCUAUGAUAGCCCACUUCUGACCAUUCCGGCCGCUUUCAGUCCUGACUCCGAAGAGCAGCUCUCCAACCAAGGUGCCUAUGGCUGGCGGCAGGACCCCAGGGAAAAGGCCACAAACAAUGGCAGCAGCUCCGAGCACAGCUCCCGCAGCAGCUCCUGCUCCUGUACCUGCAACCUCCAGGAGGAGGGCAAAUACUGCGAAUACUGUGGCAGAUCCUCCAGGCACCACCCGCCUCCAGCCACAGCAACAGGAAGAAGUUAUGAAGAAAUGAGAGAAAAGCUUCGUUUGCGGCUGGCCAAGAGAAAAGAAGAGCAACCUAAGAAAACAGGUCAGCUCCCAGAAAAGCAGGAUGUGGUUGAUCAUCGCACAGUGGAGGACUUGCUGCAGUUCAUAAAUGGCCCAGAGGUCAAGCCUGUGAGCAGCACCCGCAGAGCCAAGCGGGAGAGACAUAAACAGAGAAAGCUAGAGGAGAAGGCGCACAUGCAUGGUGGCUCCCUAGAGCAAACCGAAGAACUGGAAACUUCAUCUCACUCCCCUUCCAGAUGUGAAGACCACGCAGUGUCUGGGGCUCAGGGAGACUCCAAGCACCUCCUGCCAAAGCAACACAAAGAUGGGACUGGCAAAAAGAAGCUCAAACAGACAGGGAAGGCUGGCGGCGAUCCAAGGAGGAGGUCUGCGGAGUCCCCUAGAGCCUCAGAGGGCCAGUCUAAAUCCCGGUCCCAGACUCAACCAAGUACUAAAGUGCUUCACCGUGUUUUGCUGGCAGAGCAGAGGAAAAUGGAGAGAAAAGCUAGGAAUGAAAACAAGGGCAAGAAACAGCUCAGCCAAGUCAAGGAGGGGAAGGCAACCCCAGGCCCUGGGGAGCCUACCAGCCCCAGCCAGCUAGAGCUGGCAGACACUUCUCAGCCCAGCGGCAAAAGCAAAGAAAGCAGGAAAGGAGAUGGAGACAACAACCCGCUCUAUGAUGUCUUUAUGCCCAAGGAUAUCGACCUAGAGAGUGCAGAUAUGGAUGAAACGGAAAGGGAAGUAGAGCAUUUCAAAAGAUUCUGCUUGGAUUCCACCAGACAGACCCGACAAAGACUGUCUGUCGACUGGUCUGAUUUCAGCUUGAAAAAGCCACCUUUCCUGCCUCCUAAAUGA